UUUAAUUAAUAAAGACGGUUCUCGUCAAAGUGGUGACGGGUACAGUGUCUUGAAGCCUCGUAAUCGUUUCGUGUGGAAUCUACCAGAUGCAUUUACCUAACUGGCCAACACCAGAUAGACAGCAGGGGUAAUAUCUUCUUAACUGCCACUAAAGGCUAAUAAAGCUGAUUUAUCGCCAGCGACGAACUCAUCUACACCAGAAAAAAUAGUGCCAAAACCGCCGUGAAGGUCCUCGUUUUUAAGGGGUAACAAAACCAGAGGAGCGUGCGGAGGAUACGGCAUUAAACCUGCUUGGGCAAUUGGCUGGUUAACAGCGGUGGCGCGGCGGGCCAAUCAGAGCGCGGCAGCUCCGGAGCUGUCUGCUAUUAGAGGCACGGCUCAGAAGUCCUUCAACAGAGAGCAGAGAGAGGGGGCUGAGCGCUCUCGGCAGCCAUUUUCCUUAAACAGGACUCAAUGGCCUAUAUGGGUUUCCUUUGUUCCAUAAGGGAUCUUACACUUGAUUUCCUCAUCUCUCACGGACUAUUGAUAAAACUAUGAUUGCUCCUUUUAAAGGGAUGGAGAAGAUGGAAGAGAAUGUGCUGGAUGUAAUACCCUGUGACAUUUUGAACCUUUUUUCCUCUGCCUGGAAACCAUCUUUGUCUUAACUAGGUCAUGGCACACCCAAAUAAUAGUGUUUGUAUUUCUUAAAUGAAAAGAAACCAAAUGUUGUGAAUAAACAGCUGUAUGGUUUUGGAUAUGUUAAAUGAUAGAAAACCACAGUUUAAGUGACAACAUGAUGGCAUUGCACUUAUGGCCUUGUAGGAAAUGAGUUGCAAUGAGUAAGUUCAAUUCUUUUAUAAUCAUUUAACAGUUUUUACAGCUUAGUAAUUUCAAAUGUGAGGCAUGCAGUAAUUGUUAUUUAUAGUACUUGUUGUCAUUUUGUUCUAUUUAACGUAUAACAAAGAAAUUCUGUAAUAGCCAUUUGCUCAGACUGUUCACUGCAUGCUGACAUAAAUAUACAGAGUUUAUACCACUGCUCCAAAGCAGGCCACAAACAACCUUUUCACUAUAGUUUGUGUUUUUUUACUGUUGAUUUAUCACCCUUUUAUUUUGAUUAAUGACUUAACACUUUUCUCUCACAACAGCAAGAUGGCAAGUCUUGCACCUUCUCGUGCGACUGUGGAGAAAACCUUAGGCACGGUUAGGUUGUGCUGUCGUCCACACCACAUUUAGGAGGCAAACGCGUCCAAAGUGUGAGCCUCAGGUUGACCUUGCCUGAAGGGGACAUUUGAAUAUCUAAUGAAGCCUUUUCUGGCAGUCUUUAAAUUUUUUUCAAUUUUUUUUUUUUUUUUCAAAAAAGCUCCUUCUACUAUUUAAAACAAACAGCCGAAUGUAAGAGGGAAGAGGUGGAGUGAAAACUUUCAUGGUGAGAAUAUUUACCUCGGUACAUUGGUGAAACGCAGUUAACAGGCCUAAACGCAGGGACGGGAGGACUGUUUUCAGCUCCAUCUUCGGAUCUUCUAAUAGUGGCAUUAAUGGGGGGUAUGAAAACGUCCUCUGAAAAGGAAGGAAUCCGUUAGCUCGACAGAUAGACCUCUUUUGAAAACUUUAUGUUCACUGAUAGCAUACCCUCUCAGCCAACGAAUAUGCAUCUUCAAGCAUCAUCUGUGUGGGCAUUAUGCAAACCAUCUUUUCUCUCUUCUUGAGGACAGGAUUGCAGUCGAGUGUAACCGUCCAUUUCGACAUUUCUAUCAGAGCAACAUCUCAUAAAUCUACAAGGAUUUUUUUAAAGGUAACGGAAUUUGAGCUAUUUCAUAUCAUUUUCCUGUUUAUAUAUUAAAAUAUAUUUUUUAGAGGACAGACAUGAAUACUUAUGACCAAUACGAUUUCAGUCGAACCAAGCUGACUUUAGUCGUUUUUUAUCUACAGUCCAUGUGAUUGAUAUAUCAAACUUACAGUUAGUAUUCAAAACACGUAUUCCAGGUCAUAAAAGAGAAAAUUGACUGUUAUUGGGAUACAUCUUGUGUUUUUCACUGCUUCCCUUUAUCCAAAGAGACCUUUUGGUGGUAAGUAGCAAUAGUUGUUCAGUGGUUUCUCUGCUGCUCUCUGUCUCAAAAUGGCUUCUUUACAGACAAAGGGAGCACUGUGCUGUAAAAUGUUACUGCGCCAUAACUGGGUGAGGCUCAGGAGUGAGCCUUUCAUCCGAGGACGUUGUUCGGCGUUUCAGCUAGCUUUAAAAGGAAGUCAAUACAACGGCCGUGUGGUGGGGGGUGGGGCAGUGAAUUCAGUGGACAUGGUUCGUGUUUGACAGAGAAAAGAGGAAAAAUUGCUCAACGACGCUACGUUUGAGGAAGGACAUUUUAAUAAAAGCUCCGUGUUCCAGUCGGACGGUUGCUGUGCUGACUCGCCUGGCAACGGCGGUAAUCCGAGAGCUCUGGAUGGUUGCCAUGAGAGCGCGAGCGCGGUGCUGCUCCCCCACACUGCCAUAUAAGGUCAACAGGAAUCCUCCGCAGCGGAGAAGUCGUGUCGUAUCUGGGUGAAGGGUGCUUCGGUCUCCUGCGCCUGCUCUCUGCUCGGAGACACAAACCAGCCGGCACGAAAUGUAUCUAGCGCCGGUGGAAACAAAUAAGCUGCGAUUUUGCCUUUUUCUUUUUUUUCUUUUACCAUUCUCCCCCUCCCCUGUGAAGGAGUUAAAAAAAUAUAGGUGGGAGGGUCUUUAUUUUCCUGCGUUGGGGGAGGAGGUAGGGGGGGUUCAAGACGUAUCUCUCAUGUUGAUGGUGCCUGCCACGCACUCCUGCUUGCCUGCAGUGAAUAGGAAGCACUAAAUCGCAGUCUGCGUCGGAGGCCUGUUUUUCCUCGGUCUCAGUUCCUUGCCCCGAGCAGCCAUCGAGCGCGCGCAGCUAGGUCACGAGGCUGCUGACACCCUUCUCUCAAGGUUGGCCGCCUGUCCCCCCAGCCCCCAGUGCAGUGGGGAGGUGGGAGAGGGGACAUUUAUUUGAAGAAUGGUUUUGUGUGUUGGAUGAAGUGGAAAUGUAACUUUAGAGUUUACGAGAUUGCAUUGAAAUCCAGCAGCCAGGUUAUUUAUAGCAGGCCUUUGUUGGGAGGGGGAGGGGGGCAGAAAUACCCGGUGGGUGCGCCGCUCAGCUUUACCGCUGACAAACUGGAAUAUUUGACACAGGGGAUUGGCCUCUCUUCCACAGGACAGCUGCCUCUCUGCACGCCGAGAAAAAUCCCAACAAUUGUUCUUUGUUCAUGAGGGGCUGGCUGUGUGCGUGUGGAUCUACUGUAGGACAGAUCUCAAAUCCUUUACAGGCUGCUUUUUAUUCAUAUGUGAGGCUUCCCGUGUUAUGCUGUAAGUCAACCAAGCACUUUUUUUCUUAUCUGUGCUAGUGUACAUAGAUUGGUUUUCUCCAUAGACUGUGCUGUUUGCCAUAGCGUGUCUGACUGUGGACAUGAAGCCUGUGGGAGCAGGGAAUGGCUCAAUGGAACCAGAGGCAGACAGGCACAUAGACACACGGCUCUCCUUUGUCCUCCCCAGCUGUUUAUUCUGGAGGACUGCUCACUGAAUCAUUUCAGGUACCCAUGGAGCUUUGUGUCUUUUUUAGAAUUAAUGAGCAUACUCGAUUUUUCCAGUUCUUCUUCUCUUUUCAGAUUGGUAUUGUAUCACAAUUCAGUGCCAUCUCCUCUCAGUAGCUUCUAAAUAUUUGCACGUGCCUCUAAUGUAAUAUUCCAAAGUGUGUUUUACUUGCUGGCUAUUCUGACCAGUCUCUCUGUUUGUGAUAUCUUUUAAUAAAAAAAAAAGAAAGAAUAUUAGCAAAUUGUCAUGGUUUAUUUUUACACUUGUUUUCCUCUUUCUUUGUGGAAGCUGAAGUAUGCUCCUUUUCUUGCGAAAGGUUUCAGGCCCAGAUGAAAAGCAGGGAUUUGUUAUAAAACCCCCAGUAGUCCAGUGAGCGUCGGCUCACAUAUCGCGGGCUGACAUUCCUGGAACAGCAGUUUGGCUGUGACUCUAAAAAUGCAAACAUCUGAGCACUGUAAAGGCUUCCCUUUCCCUAACUGUCCCUCAGAUUCGAUUUUGUUGGCUGGCAGCUGAAGUGGCUCGGACCAAACGCAGCCUUUAAGUGUAUCCUGGUGGUACACGCCUCUGAUCUUCCCUCUCCUGAUACAAUAACCAGUCUCACUGCAAUAUCCUUCAGAUACACGUCCAGAGUCUUUUGUUUGCUCUAAUCUUGAAUCUUUUACUUCACCGGCAGUGUUGAUGAAAUAUUCUCCUUCACCCGUGCAGGGACCGACUUUCUAAGCCUGCUGAGCCUGUUUUUCCUGAUCACUGACACCACAUUGACUUAGAACAUUCAAGCCUGAUUCAGAAAACUAAUCUAGCUGAAACAAUGAAUAAUCGCUCCCGAUGCCUCGCGUGUCCUUGUGAGCCUCCUGAACUCUCCUUUCCAGCCCUGCUUAUUUAUGUGCUGGUUUGAUUAGCCUGUCGCCUCCACAUGAGAACAUGUCCUUAUUCCACUGAGGGAGGGAGGAGAAAAUAGAUUGUCCUGGCAGAGGACGAGUGAUGUCGCUGCAGCGAGAGGCUGAUGAUUCAAACGGAGCGCAUGGGCAGAAAAGCCUCACUUUGUGAAUCAUGUUGAUCAUUUAAUCUAAUCUGAAAGCAUCCUCUGUUACAGAUGCUUGUCUCGCGCAAAAGGAUUCCUUUUGCUUCCGUAAUAAAAAUGAAUCAAACCAAGUCAGUGAUGUUUUUUGCUGUUUUAUUCAAUCAAUGACAGCAACAUCUCUGCAUGAUGGUUUAAAAAAAAAAAACACCAACAGACCCCAAAUGUUGUCUCUCUUAGCCCUUAUCUGCCCAGGUUCCUGUCAUUCCAUUCAGGGAACACACACCCGGUUUAACCAUUGGCUGCAGUCCCAGCAUCACGCAUACCUUUCACUGAUUAGAGAUCAGCCCGCUCCGACACAGCUCUGGGGGCCGUGCCUCUUCCCCAGCGGUUAUCUCCCAGGCUCUGUCCCUCCGGUGUCCACGGCCGGCGGAGGCAGAGCCUCAGCGAGAGCACACACCCAGAGAGCAAAGUGAGCAAACGCACUCAAACAAAAAAAAAAGAAAAAAGAAAAGAGGAAGUGGGAGCAGCUUCUGGCGCGCUCGCUCAGAGGCGCGCCGUGCUCUCAGUCUGGUGAUGGGUUAGGAGAGAAGUGUGGGGGGGGUAAAGUGGAAACAGCGUCAGGGUAUCAGGAACAGGAAGCGGUGAGCUACCUGGUAAAACAUGAGGCUUUUUUGUCCCUCUCAGCUGAAGCAUCUCAGCACUCACAAAUGGAGAUUUGGUCGUUUUUGCCAUGAAUGCAGCGUAGAGCGGUGAGGGUGCAUCCUCUGCUCUGUUCCACCGGACACUUUUCUGACUCAUCUGGAGGCAAGAUGACAACUAAUCGAAGUGGUGAGGGCGCCAUGAAAAAGGGAGAAGAGCUUAAAAUUGUGAUUGUGGGAGAUGGAGGCUGUGGGAAAACGUCUCUUCUGAUGGUUUAUGCCAAAGGGGACUUUCCAGAGAAGUACGCGCCCUCGGUGUUCGAAAAAUAUGUCACAUCUAUCACACUCGGAGGAAAAGAGAUAAAGCUCAACCUGUACGACACAGCCGGACAGGACGACUACGACAGACUACGGCCGCUCUCCUACCAGGAAGCCAAUCUGAUUCUAGUCUGCUUUGAUGUGACAAACCCCACCAGCUUUGAGAACGUCCAGAUAAAGUGGUUCCCGGAGGUGAAGCAUUUUUGCCCCAACAUACCAGUCGUCUUAAUUGGCUGCAAGACCGACCUCAGGAAGGAUAAAGAGUGUGCAAGAAAGCUGAAGGCCACGAAUCAGGAUCCCAUCACUUACUUACAGGGCGAGGAGAUCCGCCAGCUGAUGAAAGCAGAACUCUACCUCGAGUGUUCCGCGAAGUAUCAGGAGAACGUGGAAGACAUUUUCAGAGAGGCAACAAAGAGGGGUCUGGCCUCCAACCGAAAACAGAGGAACCACAAGAGGAAGAGGAAAUGUGUGGUUCUGUGAGCGUGAAUAAAAGGACAGGGGCUCCCACGGGCCCGGCCUCCUGCAGGCCCUUCGGUGCUGGGCGUCCCUAAGCUGCGCUGCGCCACACCAUCAGCCAGGUUGCUUUUUAUGUGCAACGCAAUCACUAUUGCUGCAACAGGAAAGACUGUUUCACAAGCGGCAAUA
Messenger RNA from Menidia menidia (Atlantic silverside), 6178 nucleotides. NCBI's taxonomy places the organism in Eukaryota, Metazoa, Chordata, Actinopteri, Atheriniformes, Atherinopsidae. The record is from the annotation of a GenBank genome assembly.